CCAUCAACUCCGCCAUCUCCCGCACUCAUCGUCUUCUCAUACAGCGCCGCUUCGCUGCGUCGCUCUUCAGAUCCGCCGACCGUCCCUCGCCACAAAGCGCGUGCGCGCCUUCUUUCUCCUACACACACGCCGCCGCCCUCAAAACACGUCAAUCCCAUCGCUUUCCGUUCCUGCUCCAUCACACCACUUAAUCAGCCAUGGCCGACGUCUGGGGCAAUGGCGUGGGCAGUCCUGCUCAGUCCGAAUACGAUGAGGACGACAUCAUCACAAGUGAAGAUUGCUGGACUGUCAUUCAGUCUUUCUUCGACUCAAAGGGUCUGGUGUCGCAACAGCUCGACUCGUUCGAUGAGUUCGCCGGUACCACCAUGCAGGACAUCAUUUCUGAACAGGGCCGCAUCGUAAUCGACCAAAAUGCCCCACAGGACGACGACGACGCAAACCCCAUUGUCAAGCGCCGCUACGAAAUCGAAUUUGGCAACAUCACCAUCUCCCAGGCCGCCAUCACAGAGGGAGAUGGUUCUACCCGCCCACUGUACCCCAACGAGGCUCGCCUACGCAACUUGACCUAUUCAAGUCCCAUCUACCUUGGCAUGACCAGUCGCGUCUUGGUCGCCCGCGAGAGACGCAUUGCUCGACCAGGAUACGAUCCAGAAGACCCGGAUAGUGUGCCAGACGAUGAGGAAGAGACCGAGCUGGUAUGGGAAAGAGAGGACCCACACGCUGUUGAGAAGGAGGAGCGCGUCUUUAUCGGAAAACUGCCUGUCAUGAUCAAGUCCAAGAUUUGCACAUUGCGCAAUCGCUCAGAACAGGAACUCUACGCUUUCCAAGAAUGCCCCUACGAUCAGGGUGGUUACUUCAUCAUCAACGGCUCCGAGAAGGUCUUGAUCGCCCAGGAGCGCAGUGCUGCCAACAUCGUCCAGGUCUUUAAGAAGAAGGGAAGCCCCACUCCCAUCGUCGCUGAAAUCAGAAGUGCCACCGAGAAGGGUACCCGAUUGCUCUCCUCCAUGCAGCUGAAGUUAUACCAAAAGGGAGAACAGAAAAAGGGUGGCAUCUUGACCGGCACCAUCAAGGCAACUUUGCCAUACAUCAAGGCCGACAUUCCCAUUGUCAUCGUCUUCCGUGCGCUCGGUAUCGUCUCAGAUAUGCAAAUUCUUGACUGCAUCUGCUACGAUGCAAACGACACUCAAUUGCGCGAGAUGAUCAAGCCGUGUUUGGAAGAGGCCUUCGUCGUUCAAGACCGCGAAAACGCUCUUGACUUCAUCGGUAAGCGUGGUAACCAGGUGGGUGGCAAGGAAAAGCGUAUUCGUUAUGCUCGCGAUAUCCUGCAAAAGGAAUUCUUGCCCCAUAUCUCGCAACGAGAGGGUAGUGAGACCAGAAAGGCUUUCUUCCUCGGUUACAUGAUCAACCGUAUGUGUCAGGUCAUGCUGGGCAGAUGCGACGAAGACGACAGAGAUCACUUUGGCAAGAAGCGUCUUGAUCUGUCUGGUCCUCUGAUGGCCCAAGUCUUCCGCCUCAAGUUCACUCAACUCGUGCGCGAUAUGCGUGUCUACCUCUCCCGCUGCAUCGAGCAAGGUAGAGACUUUAAUCUCACACUUGCUGUCAAGUCAAACAUCCUCACAUCUGGUCUGCGCUAUUGCUUGGCCACUGGCAACUGGGGUGAUCAGAAAAAGGCAGCCUCGGCAAAGGCCGGUGUCUCCCAGGUGCUGAACCGAUACACAUACGCUUCUACACUAUCACAUUUGCGACGAACGAAUACUCCCAUCGGUCGUGACGGAAAAAUCGCCAAGCCUCGCCAAUUGCACAACACCCAUUGGGGUCUUGUGUGUCCCGCAGAAACACCCGAAGGACAGGCUUGCGGUCUGGUCAAGAACUUGUCUCUCAUGUGUUACGUCAGUGUUGGUACGCCUGCCGAGCCCAUCGUUGAGUUCAUGAACCAGCGAAACAUGGAAUUGCUCGAAGAGUAUGAGCCCAAGAACAACCCGGAUGCCACAAAGGUCUUCGUCAACGGUGUAUGGGUUGGUGUUCACAGAGACCCUUCUCAGCUCGUCAAGGUUGUGCAAAGUCUCCGCCGUAACGGCACCAUCUCUUUCGAAAUCUCACUCAUCAGAGAUGUUCGUGAGCGAGAGUUCAAGAUUUUCACUGAUGCUGGUCGUGUCAUGAGACCGCUGUUCGUUGUCAACAAUGACCCUGCAAGUCCGACCAAGGGUCAGCUUACCCUGAACAGAUCUCACAUUUCUCAGCUGCUUAAUGCACGCGAGACUGACACUAUCGGUCUUAGCGAAGAGGAGCGCGACGGUACAAUUUAUGGCUGGAAGAACUUGAUCAGUGAUGGUGUCGUUGAGUACCUCGAUGCCGAGGAAGAAGAGGUUGCCAUGAUGGUCAUGUCACCUGAAGACCUCGACGAGCAUCGCCAGAUGAGAGCUGGACUCGUUUACGAAGAGCCAGUGACUGACCCUCAUCGAAGAAUCAAGAGCAGGCCAAACGCCAACGUUAGAACAUGGACCCAUUGCGAGAUUCACCCUGCCAUGAUUCUUGGUAUUUGCGCUUCCAUUAUUCCUUUCCCCGAUCACAACCAGUCGCCUCGUAACACCUACCAAUCUGCCAUGGGUAAACAAGCUAUGGGUAUCACCCUCACCAACUACAACGUGCGCAUGGAUACCAUGGCGAACGUCCUUUACUAUCCUCAAAAGCCUCUCGGUACCACGAGAUCCAUGGAGUAUCUCAAAUUCAGAGAACUGCCCGCCGGUCAAAACGCUAUUGUCGCCAUCGCAUGUUACAGUGGUUACAACCAAGAAGACUCCGUCAUCAUGAACCAGUCGUCGAUUGAUCGUGGUCUUUUCCGCUCGCUUUUCUACCGUGCUUACAUGGAUCAAGAGAAGCGUGUUGGUAUGUCGGUUGUGGAACAAUUCGAGAAGCCUACUCGUGGAGACACUAUGAGAAUGAAGCACGGAACAUACGACAAGCUGGAUGACGAUGGUAUCAUUGCACCCGGUACUCGUGUGUCUGGUGAGGAUAUUAUCAUCGGAAAGACUGCGCCUAUGGCUCCCGACGCUGAGGAGCUCGGCCAGCGUACCAAAUUCCACAUCAAGCGCGAUGUGUCAACUCCUCUACGUUCCACUGAGAGCGGUCUCAUCGAUCAGGUACUUCUUACAACCAACGUUGAGGGUCUCAAGUUCGUCAAGGUCCGCACACGAACAACCAAGAUUCCCCAGAUUGGUGACAAGUUUGCCUCUCGUCACGGUCAGAAGGGUACCAUUGGUAUCACCUACCGUCAAGAAGACAUGCCUUUCACCGCCGAUGGACUUGUCCCUGAUAUCAUCAUCAACCCUCACGCUAUUCCUUCUCGUAUGACCAUUGCUCAUUUGAUUGAGUGUCUUCUGUCAAAGGUUGGUUCUCUACGUGGUCAAGAAGGUGACGCUACUCCCUUCACUGAUGUCACCGUCACUCAAAUCUCCGAUCUUCUGCGUCAACACGGCUUCCAGCAACGUGGUUUCGAAGUCAUGUACAACGGUCACACAGGUAGAAAGAUGAACGCACAAGUCUUCUUGGGACCCACCUACUACCAGCGUCUGCGCCACAUGGUCGACGACAAGAUUCACGCUCGUGCUCGUGGUCCCACCCAGAUCUUGACUCGUCAACCUGUGGAAGGUAGAGCUCGUGACGGUGGUCUGCGUUUCGGAGAGAUGGAGCGCGAUUGUAUGAUCGCUCACGGUGCCUCUGCUUUCUUGAAGGAGAGAUUGCUUGAUGUUUCAGAUGCUUUCCGUGUCCACGUCUGCGAGAUUUGUGGUCUCAUGACUCCUAUUGCUUCCCUCAAGAAGAACCAGUUCGAGUGCAGACCAUGCAAGAACAAGACCGAAAUUGCACAGAUCAUCAUUCCGUACGCCGCCAAGCUUAUGUUCCAGGAGCUUGCUGCCAUGAACGUGGCUACGCGCAUGUACACCAAGCGCAGUGGUGUCAGCAUUAGAUGAGCACAUUGACGACGCAUGGUCCGAUACACGGAACCACCAACAGACAGAUACCCCUGUGAGCCGCCGAGGACAGGCCCAAGGGCGAGAAAAGGCAUCACGCCACGAAGAAGGACGGAAGAAAAGCGGAAAAAGAACUUCAAACGCAUAUCACGGAGUUUUGUUUCGACGGAUGGGGGUUUAUGAAACGAAAUUGGUUUCUUUCUUCCUUGCAGUUUUACACUUGGUUCAUUCUCUAGAAAGCAGCCCAGCC
Molecule: messenger RNA, 4218 nt
Organism: Aureobasidium pullulans EXF-150
Lineage: Eukaryota; Fungi; Ascomycota; Dothideomycetes; Dothideales; Saccotheciaceae
Product: beta and beta-prime subunits of DNA dependent RNA-polymerase
Exons: 2
Coding region: 198-3968 (1256 amino acids)
Biological process (GO): DNA-templated transcription
Cellular component (GO): RNA polymerase II, core complex
Molecular function (GO): DNA binding; ribonucleoside binding; DNA-directed RNA polymerase activity
Source: RefSeq, a predicted model, not a curated record